CGAAAAGGACCCUGAAAAAACAAGAUCAAAAUUAGAACAACAAAUGAAGAAAUUGAAAGCAACAGAAAAGAAAUCACUUACUUUGGAUGAUCUGGAUGUCGCAGAAUCGGAAAUAAUCAAAUUCAGUCAAAGACAGCAGUUUGGAGAAGAAAUCCAAGUACUGGAGAAAGGUAAACAGCUUAGUCGCAGCAGUCAGCUGUUUAAAUUGGAUCCGAUUCUUCAAGAUGGCACGUUAAGGGUUGGCGGAAGACACAAUAAGUCUGCCAUGCCAGAAAAUGCUAAACAUCCAGCAAUUAUUUCAAAACACAGCAGAGUUGCUACAUUGAUUUUGAGAGAUAUACACGAAAGAACAGGACAAUGCGGACGCAGUUAUGUCUUGGCACAACUGAGAUGCAGGUACUGGAUCCCACAAGCCAAUUCUGCAGUUCGAAAGAUAAUCAACAAAUGUACAGUGUGUCGCAGGAUUAAUGGAAAGGUUGGCGAACAAAAGAUGGCAAACCUGCCUGAAGAUAGGCUCUUGCCAGAUAAGCCUCCUUUCACAAAUACCGGUGUUGAUUUCUUCGGGCCGUUUGAUGUCAAGCGGGGCCGGAGUACAGUCAAAAGGAGAGGUCAAGUUACCAUCAUGCGUUCUGACAACGGCACAAAUUUUGUGGCCGCUGAAAGAGGGUUGAGAGAAGCCAUUCAACGGCUGGAUAAUGACAAGAUUGAAAAGGCCUUGCAACCAAAGGGAAUAAAGUGGAUAUUCAAUAGCCCAGCUGCUUCGCACCAAGGCGGGGUUUGGGAAAGACAAAUUCGGACUGUGCGAAGAAUCCUUAACUCCCUUCUGAAAGAGCAAGCAGUGAACGAUGAUUGUCUUCUGACAAUAAUGUGUGAGGUCGAAAGCAUUAUCAAUGGUAGGCCGCUUACCACUGUUUCAGAUGAUGUGAAUGACGUAGAACCUCUAACACCCAAUCAUUUACUGCUGUUGAAAUCUCAACCCAACAUGCCUCCAGGGAUUUUCAGCAAAGAUGACAUGUACACAAGAAAGAGAUGGAAGCAAGUUCAAUAUCUUGUGGAUUUAUUUUGGACUAGAUGGACGUGUGAAUACCUUUCACUUCUUCAGGAAUGCCAGAAAUGGUUAAAGCCAAGAAGAAACUUCAUGACAGGAGAUGUCGUGUUACUAGUGGAUAGUUCUUCCCCACGGAACUCCUGGCUCAUGGGAAAGGUAGUUGAAACGUUGUCGGAUUCCAAUGGAACAGUUAGAAGAGUCAAAAUAAAGACCAAGACCAACACUCUGGAAAGGCCUGUAAACAAACUGUGCUUGUUGGAAGAGGCGAUGUCUGAAGAGUGAAGAAAGAAGAAACAAGUUGAUAGUUUAUGGACAUUUAGAAAUUGUUUGGCUCUCAGUGUUUAAGUUUAUAAUUGCUUAGUCUUCUUGCCUAACCAAUUAGGGGCCGGGUAAUGUAAGAGCCACGUAAGGAUUAGUUCAUCUGAAAUAAUAAUUUAGUAAAAAUAAUAAGAAAAUAUUUCAUGAAAAUUCAUAAGAAAGUUUUUGGUUUAAAAUGCAUAUUUAGUAAUGUUUAGAUCUGGUUAUAUUUAAUUAUUUUGAGCUUCCAGUCAGAUCGCACUACGUCAUAACAUAA
This is a messenger RNA of Carassius carassius (crucian carp), 1622 nucleotides long. RefSeq lists its product as uncharacterized. Gene Ontology annotation, biological process: DNA integration. Gene Ontology annotation, molecular function: nucleic acid binding. The transcript is spliced from 2 exons. The record is from RefSeq and is a predicted model, not a curated record. Bases 44 to 1330 code for a protein of 428 amino acids. NCBI's taxonomy places the organism in Eukaryota, Metazoa, Chordata, Actinopteri, Cypriniformes, Cyprinidae.